Juglans microcarpa x Juglans regia is the source of this 720-nucleotide messenger RNA. RefSeq names its product secreted RxLR effector protein 161-like. Bases 1 to 720 code for a protein of 239 amino acids. The record is from RefSeq and is a predicted model, not a curated record. Lineage: Eukaryota; Viridiplantae; Streptophyta; Magnoliopsida; Fagales; Juglandaceae. The transcript has a single exon.
AUGAGCACGAGUGUUAAGCUUAGUACUGAUGGGUCAGGCAAGAAUGUUGAGCAAUCCUUGUAUAGGAGCAUAAUUGGGAGUCUACUGUAUCUCACUGCAAGUAGACCAGACAUUGCUUUUAGUGUUGGGGUCUGUGCUAGAUUUCAAGCUAAUCCUAAGGAAUCUCAUUUAGUAACUGUCAAACGCAUACUUCGCUAUGUAAAUGAGACAGUCAAUUAUGGGAUCUGGUAUUCUAGAGACUCUAAUACUGAGCUUGCAGGCUAUUCUGAUGCUGAUUGGGUAGGUAAUGCAGAUGAUAGAAAAAGUACUUCUGGUGGGUGUUUCUAUGUCGGCACAAACCUUGUUGCCUGGAUGAGCAAGAAGCAAAAUUCCAUAUCGCUGUCCACGGCUGAGGCUGAAUAUAUUGCUGCAGGCAGCUGUUGCACGCAAUUGUUGUGGAUGAAGCAAAUGUUGUGUGACUAUGGUAUUACUCAAGGUAUGAUGAGCAUUUAUUGUGACAAUACUAGUGCCAUAAACAUUUCAAAAAAUCCUGUCCAACACUCUAGGACCAAGCACAUUGACAUUAGACAUCAUCUUAUUCGAGAGCUGGUAGAAACACGUGUGGUGACUCUUGAGUACAUUCCCACCGAACACCAACUAGCCGACCUUUUCACUAAACCUUUGGAUGUGCUUCGGUUUGAAUUACUUCGAAAGGCUAUUGGUAUUUGUGCAUUGACCUGA